GUCUGCAUUGAUACUACUCUAGCCAUGACUAGUGAUUCUACUUCAAGUUAUACGCGAUAUUUGAUAUAAACUAGUUCACGUAACAAUUUAUUGACACCGAAUACCGGUAUAUCAUUACCUAGCAGUAAUUAUCUGUAUUGGCCCGGUUUCUAUAGAACUAGCACCCCCGUAGCGACCCUAGUAUUUUCACGACCAUAACUAGAACACGGAUAACACAAUGGAUUACGAUUUAAUAGGAAGGUUGCUCCUAUCGCUACCUGCGGGAGAUGCAGAAACUGCUAGGAUGGCAGCCUUAGCAGACAAGAUCUCCACGUAUUUCACACCAAACGAGAAUCUUGUAUAUCGUGGUGUCGCAGGAAUAGGACGCCACGGUGGCGCAAUUAUCUUCCUAGACAGAAGAAGGCACCCCUCUCGGAAAAUAGUCGUAAAGUACUCGAUUAGCGACCAAGCGGACGCGGACUUGAGAAAUGAGGCUCAAUUUCUCGAAAUGCUAAGAGGCGCCGAGCAUAUCGGGCAGACGAUUCCGCUUGCCGAGGCCACCCUUAAUGUAUCGGGGACUGGGAAACGUCCUACCCUCGCGCUCGAUUUUAUUCCGUAUGGCACUAUAUAUGCCUUUCGGUCGAGGAUGGACCGGACUCACUAUCGAGUACCCAGUCGGUUUCUUUGGCGUGCAUUUCUCUGCUUGGUACGCCAGGUGCUCGCCAUGGCUUUCCCCCCGCAAGGCGGACCCGAUGAACCGCUAAGGCGGGAACGAUUUCACCAACAUAGGCCAUUAGGAGUGGUACAGAAUUCACCUCAUGGUAAUAAUGUCAUUAUUGGCGAUUUAACUAGUGAUGACUUCGAACAUUCGCUUGCUCCAAUACUUAAGCUCAUUGACUUUGGGCGGGGAGAGAUAUUGCGGGAUGAAGAAGGCGCGAUUUACGACAAUAUAGGAAAUAUCGGAGUUCUAUUUAUUAUUAUUUUCGAACGUAGGCUUGAUGAGUCUUACUUAGACAAUAUACCAGAACUAGGCUGGCAAUAUGAAUUCGUAGAUAGGCAAACCGGUGAAAAUCGGCGGAUAGGGACAGCGGCCCCCCCUUUCUUUACGGAGUCGAAGUAUAUAGAUGUUGAAUUACGAGACCUCGUAGUAAGAUGCAUGGCGGUCAGUAGUGACAACACUCCGUCUCUAGAGGAACUCGUAGGAGAAGCCGAGAGGGGAGUGGCAAAAGGACCUGAGGAUAUAGUAUAUGAGGAUACCGCAGUAGAUCCCAGACAGACCGAGACGGACGAAAUGAUCAGAAAUUUGGUACAACGAUUCAUAUUAGAUGCUGGCACUAUAGAAGAGGAAGCAGCCACUCUCAAUCGACGUACAGUUAACCAUCAUCUAGGAACAACUCUACUAGGUAUCAAUGCGACUACAAGACCAGGACCAGCCCAACGACACCAAUUCAAACAAAGUAAUCUAGAUGCCAAUACGGUGGUCGAUAAUGACAUCGAUUAGAAUCAAUGGUUACUUUUGAGAGUAUUAAUUACGGUGAAGGCUUAGUAGGAAAUAGGUGGCUGGCCCAUCGCAAAGCGUACUUCUUGGGUAUACUUCGUGGACUUUAUGAGGAUCUAGAGGAGUCCAGGGUGUUGAAUUUAGGAAGGCAAUGUCUCUAUUCAUUACCUGCACAAUUCUAUACCGUUUUUAUGAGAUACCAAUAUCUAAGUGUAUAUAAUAGUAUGUAGUAUAUCGAGAGCCCACCUUGUGUAAAGCU
Molecule: messenger RNA, 1736 nt
Organism: Daldinia decipiens
Lineage: Eukaryota; Fungi; Ascomycota; Sordariomycetes; Xylariales; Hypoxylaceae
Exons: 5
Coding region: 218-1480 (420 amino acids)
Source: RefSeq, a predicted model, not a curated record